Molecule: messenger RNA, 2442 nt
Organism: Suillus subaureus
Lineage: Eukaryota; Fungi; Basidiomycota; Agaricomycetes; Boletales; Suillaceae
Product: heterokaryon incompatibility protein Het-C-domain-containing protein
Exons: 24
Coding region: 1-2442 (813 amino acids)
Source: RefSeq, a predicted model, not a curated record
AUGCCAGCCAGUAUCUCUCCAAAGCUUCCUCUUCUGCUGUUCUUUAUAUUCGCAUUCUGUUUGUCAAAUAAUGGCGUGCACGCCUUCGGGGCAGGCAACAUUCCUUCAUUUGCAUUUGUCGAAGGCAAAGCAUUUAGGCAUGGAGAUAUUGAGGAUGCACUUGCAGACCUCGUAAAGAAGGGGGUCGGUGGAUUCGCGCUCUCCAGUCUCCUCGGAAAAGGUCCAAAGUUUGGCGGCCUCGACAUCAAGCGCGUAUACUUUGGCAAUUGGUUGAGAGAUUACAGUCAGGCUGUUGACAUCAGUACACUGAAGAAAGUGAACUUGCAAACAAUCCUCAAUUUAGUUAUGGUGCUCGGGUUUAUGGCCAAUGGAUAUGCUACUGGCGAAUUUGAAGUCACGCCAGAGAGACUCGGUGCCUAUUUGCCAACAGAACAUAUUGAUAACCCGAAAGGUUAUGGAGAGGGAGAAGACGCACGGCAGUACGACCCCAGACUACGCGGCCCUGUCCACCCUGAUGAACUCGCCAUCGAUCCGCAGACAGGAAUGAAAAACUAUAUCGCAAAUGAAAAUGGUCAUUGGGAUACAUCCAAGGCCCUCGUGCGCAGAGUACUCCAGCAGUGCAUUUACCUCGGCAGAAAAUUCAAGAGUUCUGGAGAUAACGCGGAUCAGUAUGAGGCGUUUAGGCUCCUUGGACAAGCUCUUCAUACCCUUGAAGACUUCUCUGCACACUCCAAUUUCUGCGAGCUUGCUCUUGUUUCCAUGGGACAUACCAAUGUAUUCGUGCAUGUUGGUGAUGCUGUACGAGUGCGUGCACACAAUGGAAAAAUGGUCGCGCCAAUCGUUACAGGGACCUUCGGAUCGAGUGAUUUUAUUUACAGCUUGCUGGGAGAGGCUACUGAUCACAUUAGUGAAGCUUCCGUCACGGAGCUUAAUAAAGAGUUUGAUCGUGCACGCUCCAAGUCUAAUUCAUCGAAUGACAUGCUCCGCGAUGCUUUCCUCAAACUCCCUGGUGGAAGCGGCGAUAAGAUGGGUCGCGACAUGGAAGGCAUCGAGCGGAUGCGCGCUGGGAUAGAACGUGGUAAUAGGCGCCCCGGGGACAUGAGCCCACAAGAGCUGCAUAGCGUGUUAUGGCAAGUCUUGAGCUUCAGAGAUUCCGUUAUGAAAAGUAUAUCGGGGACAUUAGAGAAGAUCCCUGGGCUCAACUCGGUUAUCGAAAAAAUUCAGGAUUCAAUUUCUGUGUUCGUUUUCACUACUUUGGAGCCCUUUUUGAAACCAAUCAUGGAAACCGCGACAGCCGGACUAUCAUCGGCCUCAUCAGAGGUAAUCGAUAAGCAUGAUCAAUAUGAGGUAUUUAACGAUCCAUACGCUAGCGACCCCACACAUUCUUUCCUUAGCAAAGAUCACUUCAAUUUGAUCCUAAAUGAACCUGCCGGUAAUCUCGCAAAAAUCAUUCUUAAACAUACCGUCAAUUUGGUCACGAAGGCCUGGGAUGACAGUUCACUGAACGUGAAUCAGGUCACGGAUGAGGCUUUGCAGUGCCUCUUCCAUCCCGACUUCCACCAGUCUUCUUCUGUAAUCCAGCGUGAUAUGUUGGAAUACAUGAGAUCGUGGGCGCAGAGUCUCGGGCGUAACCAGCAUGCCAUACUUGCACGUCUUACAAAGGAAUCAGUGCGAGCGCAGGAUAACACUCGGCUAGCCGCCGAUGGGAGUGCUCCCGCUUCUCAUGUGCAGGCACAGCAGGGCAUGCAGGGUCUCGUGCAAGGAAUUCCCGGUGCUACGCAGAUGCAAGGUCUGAUGAACAUGGUGGGUGGAUCUGCGGGGACGAGACGAGAGGGCGGCCAAUCCAGCGGGCAGCCUGGUUCCUACUACUCGAGGCCAGAGACAACCGCCUCGUAUGAGACUCAUUCACAGAGCGGGUCAUCGUUUCAUCCGCCUCCUGCCCAGAGCCAGUACGCACCAUCCUACGUGCAGCCGUCCCCUCCCACGUCGUCGUUUGUCAGUGCGAACAGCGCAUACAUGCAGAACGUGCAAGGUGCUCCUGGUGGGUACCCGAGCGCUAGACCUUCCGGCGGAUAUCCACCCCUGUCACCAAAUGUUCCAUUUGCAGGCGGAUAUCCGAGCGCUAGACCUACAAGCGGCUAUCCGCCGCCAAGCACUUUUCCACCUGCAGGUGAUUACUCUAUAUCACACCAUCCGCGCGUAGGCGAUUUCUCGCAACCAAGCGGCCCACCUCCAGGUGGGUUCGGCCCGAGUGGAUUCCCUGACGAACAUCGUGGCAUCCACGGUCACGAGUUCCCCGAAGCGCCGGUGUAUGGUGGCCGUUAUGGACAACAUGCGUUCGAUAACGAUGAUCGGCGUGGGGACCAACAACAGGCUUCCUUCCCGUCACCUGCAGGCUACCCCCCACGAAAUGAUCCGUAUGACUCGGAUAAUAGGUGGUGA